Messenger RNA from Sesamum indicum (sesame), 348 nucleotides. The record is from RefSeq and is a predicted model, not a curated record. NCBI's taxonomy places the organism in Eukaryota, Viridiplantae, Streptophyta, Magnoliopsida, Lamiales, Pedaliaceae.
AUGGACCUCAUGAGGAAACGCCAGUUGUAUGCUAAACAAAGUAAAUGCUACUUUGCCCAGAAUAGAGUGGAGUACUUGGGACAUAUAAUUUCUGGAGAUGGUGUUGCAAUAGAUCCAACAAAAAUUGAUAGCAUGGUGAAUUGGCAUGUUCCCUCUAAUGUUAAAGCACUCAGAGGUUUCCUAGGCCUCACAGGGUAUUACAGGAGGUUCAUAAAGAAUUAUGGUUCUAUCAGCAAACCACUCACAUCCUUGCUAAGGAAGAAUGCCUUUGAAUCGAACCUAGAAGCAAAUGAUGCUUUUAAACAGCUCAAAAAGAUGCUAGUGGAAAGGGUAUUGGAGUUGUGUUGA